Molecule: messenger RNA, 975 nt
Organism: Suncus etruscus (white-toothed pygmy shrew)
Lineage: Eukaryota; Metazoa; Chordata; Mammalia; Eulipotyphla; Soricidae
Gene: C18H6orf15
Product: chromosome 18 C6orf15 homolog
Exons: 3
Coding region: 1-975 (324 amino acids)
Biological process (GO): extracellular matrix organization
Cellular component (GO): extracellular matrix
Source: RefSeq, a predicted model, not a curated record
AUGCAGGGCUGUGUGGUGAGGAGUUGGACCCCUCUGGGUCUGCUCCUGGUCUGUCUUCAUUUCCCAGGCCUCUUUUCGCGGAGCAUCAGUGUAGUGGAGGAGAAGGCCCCCCAACAUUUGAGUACCAACUUGCCUCUGCCUGAACAACCUCCUCUGAUCAGCCCUUCCAAUUCUGAGCAUCCUCAGCCCCAACCUGGCCCUGUUUCUGAGGACUUCACAAGGGCUUCUCUGAUGCUCAGUGGUUCUCCAGCAGAUAGCUCCCAGCCUAUAGAAGGGCCUGAGGCUCAGGGGUGGCCUCUGUCUGAGGGACCAUUCUUUGUGAAUUCCUGGUCCACUGAGGAUCCGUGGUGGAUGAUGGCGGCUGCGGAUGAGGACUAUGGAGAAGGAGCCCUGCCUGAAGAUCUAUCUUUUUAUUCUAGUGCAGAGGAUCUUCCACAGGGCAGUAGACCUUCAUCUGCUGGGCCCUCUCCACCCUCUACAGGAGCCUCCCCUGACACUGCCCCCCUCUCCAUGGAUUCUGAGUCUAGGCAUCCAGCCCAUUCCAAUGUGCUGGGAGCCUUGGAACCAACCUUUCGUCAGAGACCUUUCUGGUCUUUCAUCAACAAGAUUCGACAGGCACUCUUGUCUGGUCGCCCCUGUGGGAUCCUGAAUCCUAGGGUGCCUGUGGUGGGCAGAGGCCCUGGAACUGGAUGGGGAACCAGGCCCAUGCCAAACCCUGUAGGAAUCGGGGGCAUCAACAAUCAAAAUCCAAAUGCUGGUUGGGGGAAUGUUAAUAUGAUUCCAGGAGGCAUCUGGGAAAAUGUUAAUGGGCUUCCAGGAAACAGUUGGGAAAAUAUUAAUCAAUUUCCAGGUAAUAACUGGGGUCCUAUACGGCCAGUUAUUAAUAAAUUACCUCAUAGAGUUCUUCAUCCUCCCAACCCUUCUUUGAACAUCCCACCUGGCCUUUCUAAAUCUAAAGGCCCUGCAUCACAAUGA